UUCUACUUUGCUAGUUUCGGUUAAAUAAACAUAUUUCGCAAAUUAUAAAACAUGGCCGUCGCUUUGAGAAAUCCAUUGUGUCGAAAUGUUUGUAGAUUAAUCAACAAUCAUGAAGUGUCACAUCGUAGGAAUUACAUAAGAAGAGGAGAGAAAGUGCCAUCUGUGAACCUGUAUUUGGACACACCUAACAAUGCAGUCAAUGCAUAUGAUUUAUUUAAAGGAAAAAGGGGUGUAUUGUUCUCAGUCCUUGGAGCAUUUACACCAGGCUGUAAGAAGCACAUACCUGAUUACCUGGAUCACUAUGAUCAAUUUAAGGCUGAAGGAUAUGAUUUGAUAGUUUGUGUAGCAGUCAAUGAUCCAUAUGUUAUGUCAGCAUGGGCAAAGUCUUUAAACACAAAAGACAAGAUUUUAAUGUUAGCAGAUCCCAAAGCAGAAUUCACGAAGGCAAUGAAUAUGGAUUUAGAUUGUAGACAUAUUAUGGGAACUACUAGAUCUAAAAGAUAUUCAGUAGUGGUGGAGGACAGUAAAAUGAAAGGUUUUAAUAUGGAACCUGAAGACACUGGACUUGCAUGUUUAUUAUGUAUACAAAAUAUGAAAAAUUCUAAAGAUUGAUAAGAUGUCAAGACUGUGUUUAUUUAUUGAAGUGAUAUAUGAGUAAGACCUUACCUUUUAGGUAGGAUAGACUUUCAGCCCCAUAGAAUGUAACCCAGGAAUAUCAUCUGUGUGUCAUGGGAAUCUGUGUCUAGGUUUGGGCAUCUUCAUCAGAAGGGGGGUGUAACAGUUCCUUCGCCAUAGCAUUAAGUUUAUGUUUGACUGGUACCAGACUUAAUAUAGUGUGGGGUAUAAACAGACUGGUACCAGACUUAGUAUAAUGUGGGGUAUUGACAGACCAUUUGAAAGAAACCAGUCAAGGUCAGAUAUUAUAAGGAUGUUGUGCAUUGAUAAAGAAUGACAAAUGAUAACCAUUACAUGUAAUGAACAACAUCUUGAAAAACUCUCUACAUCUGUAUUGUGUGUUAAUAGAUGAAAUUUAUAUUAACACUUUGUAUGUUAGUGGAGACAAUAGCAAACCUAUGUCACAAAUAUAGAGACAGAUAAUCAUGCACAUCUACUAGCUACUAAGUUUUAGUAUUUUUAUUCUGAAAUCCAGUAAUCUGUUAACCCCUUAGCCUGCUGGCAGCAACUGGUUUGAGCCGCGUCACGACAAAACCAACAUAGUGCGUUUGCGACCAGCAUGGAUCCAGACCAGCCUGCGCAUCUGCGCAGUCUGAUCAGGAUCCAUGCUGUUCGCUAUCAGUUUCUCUACUUGCUAUAGGGUUUGUAAGUGAAAGGCAUGGAUCCUUAUCAGACUGCGCGGAUGUGCAGGCUGGUCUGGAUGCAUGCUGGUCGCAAAACCAUUAUGUUGGUUUUGUCAUGACGCGGCUGAUUUUAUUCUGAUGUGAUCAUUGCAGACCAAGACUAGCUGGAACAUCACUGCUGUAUGAUCAUGGUCUGCACUGUUUGCUAUUUGAUCACUACAUAUUUUUAAAUUUUCACUGGUUUUAUCUGGAUUGAAAGAUGGACAAGUCUGUUUACGGCAUUUAGCAUGGUAAUGGUUAAUGGGCAAUUCCUUAUUCAAAUCAGAGCAAGUCAUUUUAAUUAAAACUUUAGCAGGGUAAGAGCUAAGAAGAAAAACUUAUUGUAUACUGAUAAUACACUCCUAUGACAAAAUAUAUUAAAAAAUCAAAAAUCGCUUGUUUGAUUUUCUAGUGAGUAAACAAUCAGUGCAAUUAUAAUUAUUUAGAAAUAAUGUAUGCAGAGAAUCAAUAACUGAUUUGCUGGUUUAAAAGAUUGACGACUUAAAAAUUUCUAUAUAGUUAUGAAAAAUCUUUACUUUUUUGGUCGAUUUAGAGUUGGAAACAUUUAAUUAUAAUUAUUAAUCUUUUUUUACAUUGGGUUUGAAAAAUUUGUGUUGCAAUAUGUCUUCCACUCUUGUUUGUGAUAAUUAGAGACAGAAAAAAGGGACUGGGGGAAAACUGAUACAUAGUAAUGUAAAGGUGUUAACCAAAUUUCUGGAAAUGAAGGUGGUAAUGUAAAAGGUUAAAGAACUUGAAGUGAAAUCAUGAUGUUGAAAAUUGCAUUUGUUUUUGGUUAUGAGUAUUAUUAUAUUGUUAUAGUAUUAUUUAAAAUGUGUAAAUUUCUAAACUCAUGGAACAACAGUUAUUCAAUGCAAUAAAGCUAUUUUUACUUUUUCAACUACAUGAAACACCAGCUGCAGAAAUAUCUCACCAUUUCCUGGAUAUAAUUACCUGACAAACACUGCUUACUUUCUCAACAUAUAUUUCACAGUUUGAAAAAAUGACUUUGACUACAAAAACAGACUGAUAAUUUGAUUUAAAUUAAACACAAUGGUUUGAUAAAUAUAACUUAUUAUGAAUUCAAACCCAUUUACUGUGAUUUUUAUGGGAGAACUGUCACUAAGAUGUGCUGAAAAUCAAAAUGUGGCUGUAGUGAUAUUGGCACAGCAUUUCUAGAGUUGUAUAUUUGAAAUGAGAGUGCCAGCAUAGAUGUUUGCAAACGAGUAACAAGAAGUCCACUUCCCAUCAUAAUUAUGUUUUGAUUUUGUGUUUAGUGCUAACAACUAGAUCUAUGUCAUAAUCUGAACAUAAAGAAUCAUCUUUGCUUUCCAUUCACAGAGUGAAGUAAAAUAUCUGUCUUUGUAUUUUAAAACUUCGCUUGUGUUAAAUUUGUUGCAUAAUUAACAGAGAAACAUUUUAGUUACAUUUUUAUACAAUAAGUAAUUGAUGUUCAAAUGUAUGAAUUCAAUUAUUUUCGAGUCACAUUUUAUUUGGCAUUGUUCAUAAUGAAUGUUGGAAUGCUGAAUGAAGCUGGCUUUGUUAAUCAUGAUUUGUUAAUAAAUAUUAUAAUAAUGA
Messenger RNA from Ruditapes philippinarum (Manila clam), 2912 nucleotides. Its product is annotated as peroxiredoxin-5, mitochondrial-like. The record is from RefSeq and is a predicted model, not a curated record. Lineage: Eukaryota; Metazoa; Mollusca; Bivalvia; Venerida; Veneridae. Gene Ontology annotation, biological process: hydrogen peroxide catabolic process; cellular response to oxidative stress; cell redox homeostasis. Gene Ontology annotation, molecular function: thioredoxin peroxidase activity. The transcript has 6 exons. Gene Ontology annotation, cellular component: mitochondrion; peroxisome; cytoplasm. Bases 52 to 612 code for a protein of 186 amino acids.